GAGGAUUCAGUGUUCAACCCACCGAACGUCUGCAUCGCUGCUUGUCAGUUGCCAGCAGCACACACAUUUGACAGCCACUGUGCGCUACCACUGACUUUUCUAUGGUGUGCGCCGUCUGGUGCUCGCCGUUGUCUUCGCGAUUCGCGUGUUGUGUUCCGUAUUUUUAUCACGGUUCAUAACUGUGAUAUUGUUAUGAUUAUUAUUAUUUGUUUAAAUUAACAUUAGGUACUAUGUAUUUUUCAUUCCAAAAUUAAAUUGUUCUCAUCGUGUCGCCGUGAUACACGUACUAUAAUACCGUCGUUGACCGCACGUGUGUUAUUAUUAUGGACAGUUUAAUUUCGACCGGACGAGCGGUCCUUCUCGUACUUUUGAUAUUAUGUAACUGCUAACGGUUCCCUUGUAAAUUAUUAUUAUUAUUUUUAAGUUCUAUUGCCAUCAUGUCGUUUGCCGAAGACGAAUCAUCUGUGAAGGUUGCAGUUAGGUGAGAAGAUCCUAUUAUUAUUAUUUGUUUUAAAGCGAAACGCUUUUCCAAAUGUAUAUAUAUAUUUAUUGGCCGUGUGCCCAUAUUAAAGGCAGGUGCAAUCGUAUCGACAGUGAUGUAAAGGGUAAUACGAUCUCUAGUAACAUGGCUGGACAAUAAUUAUAGUUUGGCCUUCGGUCAAUAUCUACAAUACUGUGACUUCUAUAGGUACCUAGUAGGUAUGUUUUCUAUAGGUACAUAAUAAAUCCUUAAUGAGCCACAUGGCCUUCACAAUUUAUGACAAAUUCCGACAUAACCCAUCUCUAUGAAUGACUAGGAGUGGCGAAAAAGUGAAUUUUUUAUGUGGGGGAACAAGUGGUUUUCCCCAUAUAUGGUGAUGGUUGCAUAGGUAGUUUCCUUUUUGUUUAUGUUUUGUUUUUACAUCUACUGAGGUCAUUGUUUUUAAUAAUAUAAAAAUACCUUUUUCUAUUUACCUACCUAUACUGAAUAAAUAAUGACAAUAGCCCUUAUUACAUUGAAUAUAAGUACCUACCUAUUAUAAGUAAUUUUCCAUUAUGCUAUCAUCUAUCAUCUGACUUUCUUUUUAUGACAUACUCUUUGUCUUUACAUUGAUAACAGUUUUUUUUAUUAGAAUACGGCCACAAAUUGCACGUGAAGUGAUUGAUGGCUGUCGUAUUUGUACCAAUGUAACCCCAAAUGAACCACAAGUGACUUUAGGUUCUGAUAAAUCUUUUACCUAUGACUUUGUGUUUGAUACACAUGAGAACCAACAAACCGUGUAUGAGAGCUGCGCAUCUAGCCUUGUCGCUGGUGCUUUGCAAGGGUACAAUGCAACAGUCCUUGCUUAUGGCCAAGUAUAUUACAAUAAAUUAUAAAUGUUGUAUAUUUAAUUUUGACCAUACAUUUUUUUUAUCUAGACAGGAUCUGGUAAAACUUAUACAAUGGGUACAGGAUUUGAUUUGGAAAAUAUUGAUGACACAGAUCCAACCACCAUAGGCAUUAUUCCACGAGCCAUACAUCAACUGUUCGAUGGAAUAAAAACUAUAAAACAACAAUCAUUGGAUGUUGGUGAUCCUCCUCCUCAUUUUGUUGUUACUGCACAGUUUUUAGAACUAUACAAUGAAGAAAUUAUUGAUUUAUUUGAUACUGCCAAUGAUUAUUCCAUAGCUAAAGUACCUAAUACCUAUAUAUUAUUUAAUAAUUAGGUAUAAUUUAUUUUAUUUUAUUGUUUUUCUAGACUAAGAGCAAUAUUCGUAUUCAUGAAGAUAUGCAACAUAAUAUUUAUGUAACUGGGGUAUCAUGGAAACCUAUAAAUUCAGCUUCUGAAGCAUUGUCUGGUUUACGUCAAGGAGCUCUAUCUCGUACUACUGCAGCUACAGCAAUGAAUUCACAGUCGUCGAGAAGUCAUGCAGUUUUCACAAUUAAUAUUCAACAAAAACGAUUUGUGAAACAAGAGGUACUUAUAUAAAGUUUUUUUGGAUAAAAAUUGUUUUAGAAAAAAAAAUUAAAAUUUUAGGAUGAAGGCACUGAAUCUACUUUAGAAGAAUGUAGUACAAAUUCUACUAACAAUCAAAAUGCUGGUGAAUUCGAAAUUCUUACUGCUAAAUUUCAUUUUGUCGAUUUGGCUGGCUCUGAAAGACUAAAAAGAACUGGUGCUACUGGAGAUAGAGCCAAAGAAGGAAUAUCAAUCAAUUGUGGUUUAUUAGCAUUAGGAAAUGUUAUAUCUGCACUUGGUGAUAGGUCUAGGAAAGCCCUUCAUGUGCCAUACAGAGACUCAAAACUAACAAGAUUACUUCAAGAUUCAUUAGGAGGUGACUGUUGAAAAUAUUAUCUCCUAUAGAAGAUAAUAUAAUUUUGAUUAUUUACAGGUAACAGUCGUACAGUAAUGAUUGCAUGUGUUUCUCCGAGCGACAGGGAUUUUAUGGAGACAUUGAACACAUUAAAAUAUGCUAAUCGGGCACGUAAUAUCCAAAACAAGGUAGUAGUGAACCAAGAUAAGUCAUCAAGAACAAUUCAACUUUUGCGUCAAGAAAUACAAGAGCUUCAACUAGAAAUUAUGGAAUAUAAGCAGGUAUUGCACCACUAUAAUUCUUUUUUGUUCAAUUGUACUGAAUUUAAAACAUGUCAUAAUAGUUUGUUUUAAAGAUUAAACUAAAGUAAGUUUCUUUAUAAAUUAAAAUGUUUAAAUACAAUAGGUAAUGUUUUCAUUUUAUUAUGCAUAAUUUUCUAGACAUUUUUCUUUUACUAUUUUUUUUUUUUUUUCAUUAAAUUAAAAAUUUUUAAAAAUAUUUAAAUUUCAAUAGAGUUUAUAUAAAUUACAGAAACAAUGUUUGUUUAAUAACUUUCAGUUUCAUUAAUAUCCCUAAGAAUAAGUUUUUAUCAGUUUUAAUGUAAAAUGUUUUUGUUAGGGUAAAAGAACUGUAAAUGAAAAUGGAGAAGAAUGUGUAAACGAUACAUAUCUUGAGAAUACAAUGUUACAAACUGAAUUAAGUAACAUGAGAACUCGUAUAAAAGCUAUGCAAGAAACUAUUGAUGUUUUGACCACCAAGAACACUCAAUUGUUAGCUGAAAAAGCUACAGGAGCAUGGUUAAACACGGAAGCUGGUGUAGAAUCUAACAUGACUGAAGUUAUUCAAGAUUAUUUAAAAGAAAUUGAAGAGUUACGAGCCAAAUUAUUAGAAUCUGAUCAUAUGUGUGGUCUACUACGUAAGAAUACUUCUUCACCUAUAAAAAAUCAUUAUGUGAAUCGUUCUAACAAUGAAUAUAGUUCAAAAGAAUUAAUAGAAAAGGCAAAACAAGAGGUAGAAAAUGAAAAACAAACAUUGCAACGGUUAAUAUCAGUGAAGUCUCAAGAAACAGAAAGCGAACCUUCAUACUCUGAUGGUAUUUUAUUAUUAUUAUUUAUUUUUUUUCUAUGAUAAUAUACAUAUUGGACUGAAUUAAUCCUGAUAAUCCGGUGCAUUAAUUUUGGCAUUGGUCUGACUGGUCGUAUUACAUGUAUUCAAAAGAAUUAAUAUUAAUUUUUGUUAUCGUAUUUAUAGUGGUAUAACUGUGCUAAAUUUUCGAAAUCUGACAAAAAUAUGUUGAACUAUUUGUUUAAUAGAUUGUAUGACUUAAAUGUUUCACCAGUAAUAUAAAUGAAGAUUGUAGGUGAUGGCUAGAGAUAGUAAGAAAAAAAAUUGUUGUAUUGAUAUUUUUGUGAUAUCAAUUUUGUUUUCAUUCAUAACUUUUUUCUUUUUUGGUAUCAGUCAAUUAGUUUUCACAAUUUAUAUGCAAUGCACAAUGAAUUUAAAAUGAUAAAAGUAAUUACUAAGUUAAUAUUUUAAUAAUGUGACGUGUGUGUUUGAUUCAUCUUAGAUGUACAUAGUAUUCAUAAACUUUAUGACAGGUUUACAAUUUCCAAUAUUAUAGACAAGAGCCAAAAUCAGAAAAGUAUUUGUAUCUUAUAUGUAAAACAAUUGAACUUAAAGAUACUUAAAAAUAGAAGUGUUGGGAAUAUCAAAAAUUUGCUUUAAUGCACUAAGUUACAUUUUUUAAUGGUAACAGAAAAAAAGACUUGAUUCUGAUCAAAUUCAAUAUAAUAAAAAACAAUAUAGAAUCUAACUAAAUUUUAUAAAAACGAAGGCAGACCAAUCACAGAUAGCAUAUGCUAUGGCAUGUGUUAAUUAAAAGAUAUAGUUGGCAAAAAAAUCCACAGCAAGUUACAUUUGUAGAAAAUGCUUACUCAAGUGUGUAUGAAUUAUUAUCACUCAUAAAUCAAUAGUACUGAAAUACUUAAUAUUUUAUUAAAUUUGGCCCAACCCUCACAAAGUAGACAAUUUUCAGACUUCAACUACGCUGUCUUUUGUUCAAUAAUGAAACCAAAAAAUAUUUGAAUUAUAAAUAUUUUUCGGAACGAUAUAUAUAUAUAUUGUCAUAUCAAUAUUCAGUUUUUCGAGGUUAAGAAAAAUGUUGCUAUUCCUAAUGGUGGCACAUUCAACAGCAUCAAUUUGACUUUACCACCAUUUUUUCAACACAUAGCCUAUAGCUUUCAUUUAAAAUUUGUUUACACCACAAACUAUUGUUAUUGUUCAUUUUUUCCAUAAUCAAACUUAUACAUAUGUUGUGUAUAUAUUUUCAAUGUUUUUAUUUUCCAUUGACCAUUUUCCGGUUUUACAGUCUUUCUCCUUUUUCUUGUGACUCAUUUCUUUGUACCAGCUCUUUGUGAUUUUGCUUGCAGUUUUUUUGCAGGAGAUAUAGUAUAGCUUUUUAGUCAACAGAGUUAAAAGUUUUUUUUUUGGUAUAUUGGUGAGUCACUGAUAUUUUAAAUUACUGAUAAAUGCUAUUUACUGAUUACUAAUCGAUUUGGUAAGCAUCAAUAACCACACGGGGAAAUAGUUGAAUAUUUUCAACUAUUUGACUAUUUGAUGUAUUAUAUACAAUAUCAGUUUCAGUAAUCAGUUUUACAGAUAUCAUCAUAAGAUGGAAAUACCCCUGUACUAUUUUAUAACAUGACAUGAACAUGCUCCCUAUAUUCCAACUAUUUCGUGUCCAGUACAAUAUAUCUUAUUCCAUGCUAUAUAUUGUGUCUAUUUAGCAUAAAGUAAACGAGAUACGCGAUCAGUAAAUUUUGAACACCUCUUUUAUAAAAAGUUUAAUAGUAUUUCCCAAAAUAAUGUAGGAAGUAGUAGUAGGAAGGGCUAAUUCUCUGUUCUAAACUUUAAGUUGUUAUAACUCAUAAAUAGUGAAUCUGAUAUUAGUGUUAUGCAUAUCAACAUUUUUAAAAAAAUUCUGUAUUCAAAUCUGUGUUCAAAAGGGGGGGGGGGUUCAUAUUUGAAAAUCAAAAGUAUGUACUUAUUUAAUGUAUAUGGAGUAAAAGUAAAAAUUAAAAAUGGUUUUAAAAUAAAGCCUAAACGUUUCCAUAAUGAUUAGAAAAAACAGAAGUAAUAUUCACUUAAAAUUUUCUGAGAUAAUUGCUGGUUCAUGAUAAAAAAAAUUACCCUUUAUACAUACCAUUGGUGUUAAAUAGACAGCUGCUACUUUAAAUGCCCAUGGCAAUCGCCCACCUUAAAUUUUAAAAGAUUAUAUAUUCUUUUUAUUAUUAUUAUUUAUAUUUAGCAAGUGAUGACAAUUCGUCUGAUGAUGAAAAUGAUAGAGCAAGUGUUGAUAGUCAGUAUAGUCAAGAGUUAGCAAAUUUGACGUCAGAAAUAAAUUUAAAGCAGAAACUUAUUGAAGAAUUAGAACUAUCCCAGCGUAGGCUUGCUAAUUUACGACAACAUUAUGAAGACAAACUUCAACAAUUACAAACAAAAAUUAAAUUAACACAAGAUGAACGUGAUACAGUUCUUUCUUCUCUUGGUAACUAGAACAAUAUAUUAUUUUAUUCUGUUAAACAAAAUAAACUUACUUUUAUUUAAAAUAAUUAUUGUUUUAUUGUGAUUAAAAUUGAAAUUUCAGGUAAUAAUAAUAAUCAGUCUGAAAAAGUUAAAAAGGUAAAGGAUGAUUAUGAACGGAGAUUAGGUACUAUGCAAAAAGAAUUAAAAUCUUUGCAAUCUGCUAAAAAAGAACAUGCCAAACUUUUAAGAGACCAAUCUCAGUAUGAAAAUCAAGUACGAACUCUUAAAUAUGAAGUAAAUGAUAUGAAACGCACUAAGGUAAAAUUAAUGAAUAAAAUAAAAGAAGAAACAACUAGACAUCAUGAGGCAGAAAUGAAAAAAGCUAAAGAAAUAGCUCAACUAAGAAAAGAAUCAAGAAGGACAGAAAUUAGAAUGAAAAACCUUGAAUCUAAAUCUCGAGUUCGUGAUGCUGUACUAAAAAGAAAACAAGAAGAAGUAACUGCACUUCGUAGGGCAGCGAGAGUGAAAAAUAAUAACAGGACAGGUGCUGUUGGUGCUCAAGCUAAUCGGAAGAAUUCUAAACAAACGUGGAUUAAUUUAGAAAAAAAUAUCUCCGCUUUAACACUAAACAAACAAACUUUAUAUUCUUUAGAAAAAGACAUGGAAAGGUAAAUUAUUCGUUGUAACUUAACUUUUUUUCUUAUUUUAAUUUAUAUAAAUAUAUUAUUUGAUUUUAGACUACUAUUAGAACGGAAAAAACUACACUCAGAUUUAGAUUUUAAACUAAAAAAAUUUUCUGAAGCCCAAGUGCAACAACCUCGUGAUAGUAAUUUACAUCGUGAUUUUGAAGAUGAAAUUGAAGCAAUUAGAGCUAACUUAGAUUAUGUAGAUGAUAGUAUAAAAGAACUUCAAGAAAAUAUAUUACAAGUUGAAGAUUCUAAGGUAUUUUAUUUUUUCCACUAUUUGUGUUUUUAUUUUUGAUAUUAUUUUUUUUUUUAGGUUGUAAGUGAGAGUUUAGAGUUAAGUGGACAAGUAAAUACCUUAACUGAUGCUAUAUAUGUAUUGGAUAAACUUUUUCAAAUGUCUUUACAUAAUUCCUGUUUGGCAGCCCAGAGAGACAUAAAUGUGAAAGAAUUAGAAACUAAAAUGCAACAAGUAAUACUUUUGGAAUAUAUUAAUUUAAUUUAAAACACUAAACUGCAAUUUAAAAUAAAAUAAAUGAUCAUAAAUAAGCAAAAUAGAAUAGCAAAAUAUUCUUUUGGUCCAUUAUAAUGUUCAUUUGUUUGGUUUAUAGUGUUUUGUAUAUUUACAUUGAAUAUUAUUGUAUUAAUUACUCAGUAUUAUUAAUAUAUUGUUUAUAAGAACAUUAAAAAUAGUUAUAAAACUGGUUAUAAGUACUAAUUUUUUCUAUUCUUUUACAUUUAAUUGACUAUCUUUUAUAAUAAUUUUAAUAACUUAUUUUAUUUUUUGUAAUAUUAAUUACCAAUAAUUGUUGUUUCAAGCUCGAAAAAGAAAAUGAAAUACAGAGACAAUUAAUUGAACACAUGUUAUCCAGUCGAGAACGUAUGAAUGAAAUGCCUACAAGUAUGACUACAAGCAGUGACAGAGAUAUUCGAUCUAUUGUGAGUUCUACAUCUUCAUCACGUUCUACUUCUCCUUCUGAUAUGGUGUUAGUAAAGAAUUGUUUUACUUUAAUUUCAUUAAUACUAUGAAGUUUAACUUUUUAGUAGUCUACAAUUGUAUUAUUAAUUUAAUACAUUUAUACAUGUUAUAAUAUCAGUAGUAGCACACAUUCCAAAAAUGAUAUUGGAGCAAGUAAACAUAGACGUAGAGCUGCUCAAGCUCAAGAACUUCUGUACGUGUCCAAAAGUGUGGAACAACAAAAUUCACGAGGACCCCUUGUACGUGUACCUCUUGUACGAGUACCAAGUGCUUCUUCUUUUCUAAGGUAUUUAAAUGUUGAAUAUUAUUAUUGGUAAUUUGAUUUGAAAUUGUGACGACAGUUAUUUUUGUUACAUUAUAGUAUAAUAGUUAUGAAAUAAAAAUAUUAAAUUUAUAUAUCUAUAAUAUCUUAAUUUUAGACCUGAUAAAUAUAAACCAUCUCCAGUAAUGGGUCGAAAACAAAUUGAGAGGCAGGAAUCAGUGUCUCCUCGUCCCAUUAGGCGAGGCACUUUUAUCAUUGCUCCUAAUACAAAUUUACUAGGCAAACCUGGUUCAAUGUGAGUGCUCUUACUAACUAUUAACUUUUUGAAAUUUUAAUACAAAAAAAAAAAAAUUGUUUUAUAAGUUAAAAUAAAUCAACUAAACAUUAUUUAUUAUGCUUCAUAAAACUCCAUCAAUAAAUUAACUGUACUAACUCAUUGGUGCUGGUGCUAUUUUCAAUCUAACAGGGACCGCUUAAAUAAAAGCCCUCCAAACUCUCCACCUACUUAUCGUCGAGCAAUCAGCCGUGAUGAAAAUGUAUUUUCUCGUCUUACAUCAAGUACUACUCAAUCUAUUGAUCCACACCGGUCUAAAGGAAUAAUACAACCAUACCAAGGAAAAGUAAGUAGUACUGAUUAGAAUUUAAUUCUGUCUUACUUAGAAUUACUUUAUAAUUUUAGACUUCAAUGAAAACACCUUUGGUAUGUACUCAUAUCACAGAAGGUCAUUCCAGAGCAGUUCUAGCUGUUUAUGCCACAGACGACAUACUAUUUAGUGCUUCAAAAGGUUUGUUAAUUAAUCUUUUGUAAACUCUUGAAUAUUUUAUUUAAAUUACUUUUUUAUUAGAUAAAACUGUAAAAAUAUGGGAUCUUAAUAGUGGUAAAGAAAUUCAAACACUUGCUGGUCAUCCAAAUAGUGUUGUUGCAAUUAAAUAUGAUGAAUAUACACAACUUGUGUUUAGUGUAACUUCUUCAUAUGUAAGAGUUUGGGACAUGCGACUUUCAAAAUGCAUUAAAACACUCAGGUAAUAUUAACUAACAUUAAUUUGGUGGUGGGAAAUUACUGUUUAACAACUCUCAAUAAUGGAAGUUUAAUGGAAUUGACUUUAAACUUUUUUUUAGAUAUUUUUAUUACCAUUGAAAAUUGAUAAUUAGUACUUUAAUUUUACAUUGAAUUGUUACAAUUAUUUUAACUAAUUUUCAUAACCUAACUAACCUAUAAACUACCUUAAUAUUUAAGGUUGUUUAAUUUAUUUAAUUAGACAAGUAAACAAUUUUUCUCGCUCUAUGUUUACAUUGUGAUAUUCUAAUUCAUAAUUAUAUCCAAAGUUUAAUGAUAUUAAAACAUGUUUAUACUAUAUUUUUUUUAUAUGAACAUUUAGUAACUUUUAACUAAUUAUUAAUUUAAUUUGUUUAGCUCAUCUGGUAUUGUAAAUAAUGGAUCAGUGAUGUCAUCACAAAUUCCAGUUGGAGAAAUAAUGUUGAACGAUAUCGCACUCAAUAAUUAUGGACGUGCAUUAUAUAUGGCCUCUGGUGAUAAAGUGAAAAUUUGGGAUAUGAGAAAGUAAUUUUGAAUGAAAAUUAUCUAUACGACUUUUUUGUAUACAAUACUAUAAUAUUUUGGUUUUAAGAUUUACGGUUCGAGGAAAGUUGAUUAGUGGUCACACAGCUGCUGUUAUGUGUUUGGCAGUUGGUAGAUUUGACAAUAAGGACAUUAUUGUUACUGGUUCUAAAGACCAUUAUAUUAAAAUGUUUGAAGUUGAUGAGGAGGCUGUUGGAACAUAUAACCCUACUGUUAAUCUAGAACCACCACAUUAUGAUGGUAUACAAACUCUUGCAAUACGUAAUCAAAUAUUGUUUUCUGGUUCGAGAGAUUAUGCCAUCAAGAAAUGGGAUCUAGACAAACAAGAAUUAGUUACUGUAUGUAAUUUUCUCUUGGUAAUUAUAAUAGUGUUAAUAUUAAAUUGUAUUAUUUAUUUAGUCCAUAAACAAUGCUCACAAAGACUGGAUUUGCGGAUUAGCUCUUGUUCCUGAUCAACCAUUACUGUUAAGUGUCUGUCGCAGUGGAUCAUUGAAAAUGUGGUCAGAAUCAUCAUGCUCGCUCCUCGGCGAAAUGAAAGCUCACGAUUCUCCGAUCAAUGCAAUCACCACAAAUUCAACACACGUCUUUACUGCAGCUCAGUAUGUGUUCAUAAUUCUUAUUAUAUUAGUGUAUACAAUAUGUAGCGGUGGUAUGGUGGCGGGACAGUUUUGCAUGUGGUUUGUGUAUGCGAUGAUUUCAGCCGUGGAGAAGUGAAGAUGUGGCAAGUGGCACAAAAUAUCUCGUUCCCAUCAACCAUGACAAUGUCUACGGGACGUAUGUUCAAUCUGGACAUGUGAAUAUUUAUUACAGUUGAAACAAUUAGGUGUGGGUUCUUUUCAAUACUCAGUUGCAAUGUUAAUGUUAUAAUUAUUAUGUUUAUGUUUAUUUUUUUAUUUAAUUUAAUUUUUAUUAUAUUAUUAUUGGUUUUGUUUCAUUCAAUUUUAGGUUAAAAAUUUGAGUUUAUUAGUUUCUUUUUUAAUUUUCCUUUUAAGUGAAAUACUUUUUAUGUUGCAUGCUGCAUGUCUAUUAUUUAUUAUUAUUGUUAUAUAAUCAUUGUUUAUUAUAAUAUAUUUAAGUGUUAAAUUAUUAUUUUAUUAUAAAUUUAAUUUAGGGUUGGUCAUAAUUUGUUUAUAAUUUUUAUUUUUAAUCAUAUUGUUAUAUAUUUUUAUUUCGGUGGUGUAUAAAGAAAAACUUUAAAAAUCUCGUCACACCACUGAUUAGAGAAUUGUUGUAAUUUGUGGUGACUUGCCUACCAACACCUAACCACCUAAUAUUUAAUGUGUUCACGUGUUCACUUGUUUUUCACCUUUUUUUUUUGUAGUUUAUUGUUAUGCAUUUUCUUCGAAUAUUAAUUGAUCUCUAAAUUGUUUUGUUUUGUCCUUCUAACUAUUAUUCAGACUUAAAAAAUUUAUUUUCAUUCUAUUAUUGAAAUAAUUGUCUUAAUAUUAAAAAAAAAAAAAUUGGAACUAUCUUAAUUUUGAUUAUUUUUAACAAUUUUCUUAUUUUUACCAAGUUUUCAAAUACCUUUGGUAUAAUAAUUAUGUUAAUGUGAAAAAUAUCACGUAACAGAUUAUUUUUAAAUAUGAUACAUUUUUAAUUGUAAAACAAGGUUAGAAAAAAUAUGUUCACAAUCAUACCAACCCAAUAUUAUAUUAAAAUUAAAUCAAUAUAAUAAUAUUCUAUUAAUUAUUUUAAUGACCUUAUGUUCAAUGUAUAUAUUGCAUGAUGCCUUGCAUGUUUCACAUUUAAUCAAUAUUUUAUUUAACUUGUUAUUAGUUAUUAUUUAAUAUUUACAGUGAUGGAACAGUGAAGUUGUGGCGUGUAAAAUGUCGUUUAGAUACAAUGGCUUGACGGAUAAUCAUUUGUAUUGCUGCCAUAAUCCAGUACAUCGGUAUACUUGUAUUAAUAAUGAUCGUGUUAAUUUUCGAUCUAAUAUCUUCGGUGCAUGCCAUGUUUUGCCAUAAACCGAAGAAAACAAAACCUUUUUAGUGAUCUGUGAUAUUUAUCUAUUUUGAGAAUCUCUUUCCAAUGAAGGAGUAUUCCAGUGUUCCUUAAAUUUUGGUUCCAAAGAUGUUUAUUUUAUGACAAAAACAAUAUUUAUUAUGGGUAGGGUAUUAAGUAUUAUCGUUUUCAUUAUAAUUAUUGUUUACAACUUAUUUUUAUAAUUAAAUCCUAUAAAUUAUUUUUUUUUAUGAAUAUUAAUACUAAAAAAAAAAAAAAAAACUAAUCGCAUGCUCUAUAAUUAGAGAACAAAAACCGCUCAAUUUUAUUAAACAAAUAACCAUCUAGUAUUAUUUUAAUAAUAUUUGGUAAUGAUUAUUACAAUGUUUUAUUAAUAAAUUUUAUGUCUGUAGAAUCACGUUAUAUUUUUAUUUUUACUAGAUAAUAUGUAAUGUUUAAUCAAUUGUAAUGAUCAAACGUAAACAAAUGUUAUUUUUACUAUUUAUUUUAAAACAAAUCUGAUCAAAACAAAUAAUGUUCAAACAUAUAAAUAUAUAUAUAUAUAAAUAAAUAAAUUAUUAAAUAUGUUAAUUUAAUUGUAUGUAGAUACCUACAAAAAAAAAAACAUAGUAUAAUAAACGUAAACAAUAAAUAAAAACUACCAUUAUACAUAAAUAAAUUGUACAUUAAAAAUAAGUUUUAACUACUACAAAGAUAUUUGGUUUUAAUAGAUUGAAUGUUGUUUAUUUUUAAAAUAUCACAGGAACUAGAAAUAAUGGCACUCAAUGGUUAACUGUUUUGAGUAACGAAUACAUGGCCAAAAUUAUUGUAUGUGUACGUACGGUUGAGUAUUAAUUCUUUUAACUUUAUACCUGAUAUAACCUAAAACAUGAAAUAAUAUAUUAUAUUAUUUUCUUCAAAAUAUUACUAAAAUAUUACUUGUAAACCAUGGUUAAGUGCUACCAUUGAAAAUACAGUUUUAAUUGUGGCAUAUGGAGGUAAAAGUCUCAAUUGCAUGCCUGAUACCAUGGUCCAUGCGAGGUUACUAUCUUCUUCAUCACUGACUUCAACAACAAAUUGCAUGUCACGAUUUCUAAAUCAACAUAUUAAUAUAUAUCUAUAUCUAUAUAUAUUUUUUUUUUUGAUAAACUAUUUUCAAACUUACCUAUUGUUUUUUAUUGAGCACGUGAAGUCAAAUUGUUCUUCACAAAAAACUGUAUCGGGUAAAUAUGUUAUAGAAAAUGUUAUAUCAUCUAAUUCAGGAAUCUAAAUAAAAAUAUUCAAAAUACUAUAUAAACUUUUUAUGAAUCCAUUUAAACUAAGAAGUAUGUUAUUUUGACA
This is a messenger RNA of Cinara cedri, 12582 nucleotides long. Lineage: Eukaryota; Metazoa; Arthropoda; Insecta; Hemiptera; Aphididae. The record is from the annotation of a GenBank genome assembly.